AUGCCAAGGCUGCCAGGGCCGGCCACGUUUUCCCAGUGCCAGCCCUGCGAUCUCACCGACAUCGCAACGAGGAAGAUGACGGGGCGCUGGAGCGAGCGAGGAGCAACAAGAGGCUACGUGAUGAGACUGGGGCUUCUAAAGACCCCCUUCCCAGAGAGCACAGGAACGACCCCGGCCACAACGCAGGGGCUGAAGCUCCAGCCCUACCUCUGCUACUCCGGCAAGCAGCGGCGCUUGCGUCCUCCGUGCCCCACCCGGGGCCCCGGGACAGCUGGACGGAAUUCAGCAAAAGAACCUUUUAAGCAAAGGAAAAAAUACUCCAACUCCAAUGUCAUUAUGCAUGAGACUUCACAGUACCACGUGCAGCACUUGGCCACCUUCAUCAUGGACAAGAGCGAGUCCAUCGUGACGGUGGAUGACGCUAUCCGAAAACUCAUUUUGCUCAACUCAAAAGAGAAGAUCUGGACACAGGAGAUGCUGCUGCAAGUGAACGACAAGUCCAUCCGCUUGCUGGACUGCGAGUCACAGGAGGAGCUGGAGGACUUCCCUCUGCCGACCGUCCAGCACUGCCAAACGGUGCUGAAUCAGAUGCGCUAUUCCUCCAUCCUCCUCCUGGUGUGUCAGGAUUCGGAGCAGCACAAACCUGACAUCCACUUCUUCAACUGCGACGAGGUGGAGGCGGAGAUGGUUCACGAGGACAUAGAAAGUGCCCUGGCAGACCACAAGCACGGGAAGAAGAUACGGCCACAGACACUCAAAGCAAACCAAGAAAAGAUCAAGCAGAGGCAAUCCAUCCUCCCACCGCCGCAAGGGCCAGCUCCCAUCCCGAUCCAGCACGACACGCGAGGCUCAGGGAUGAACAGGAACCGGGUGGCACCCCCUUCCCAGCACAAUCCAGACUACGAACGACGAGGCUCCAGCUCUCACGACCACGAAGAGUCCCGAGCCAUCUUAGCACAGAAGAUUGAAAAAGAAACGCAAAUCCUGAACUGCACUCUGGAUGACAUCGAAGUGUUUGUCGCCAGGCUUCAGAAGGCUGCAGAGGCAUUCAAACAGCUCAACCAGAGGAAGAAAGGGAAGAAGAACAAGAAGAAAGCGCCAGCAGAGGGCAUGCUGACUCUUCGAGCAAGGCCCCCAAGUGAGGCCGAGUUCAUCGACUGCUUCCAGAAGACCAAACUGGCUUUUAACCUCUUGGCAAAACUGAGAAAGCACAUCCAGAACCCCAGCGCUUCCGAGCUGGUGCACUUCCUCUUUGGGCCGCUGGAACUGGUCGUCAGUAGCUGUGGUGGCCCUGAGCUUGCCAGGUCUAUUGUCAGCCCACUUCUUUCUAAAGACGCCACAGAUUUCCUCAGAGGACACCUGACACCGAAAGAGAUAAACCUCUGGGACUCCCUGGGAGAGGCAUGGACCAGAUCCAGAGCUGAAUGGCCCCGAGAAGCAAACAUCCCCACCUACAUCCCCAAAUUCCGCAAUGGCUGGGAACCGCCCAUCGAAAUCUUCCGCGGAGCUCCCUGGGAAAUAGACAUCGGACACUUGCAAGAAGAGCUGUCAUUAGCCAACGGGUACCCUUACCGCAGCUCCUCACUCAAGCGCGGCCAGGCCGCUGACCAGACCCAAGCUGUGGAUGCCUUCAAACAGAACGUAACCCAGCAUGUGAACAGGAAUUUUGAGGCACAGGGAAUGGCUCCGCCGAAGAGAUAUGCCAAAAUCCGCUACGAUUUCACUGCGCGAAAUGCCAAUGAACUCUCAGUGCUUAAGGAUGAAAUCCUGGAGGUGUUGGAAGAUAAUAAGCAGUGGUGGAAGCUGCUCAACCGGAGCGGGCAGGCUGGUUACGUCCCUUAUAAUAUCCUGGAUGUGGUGAAACUGGAAGAGCUCGAACAGGUCUGUAGCCAGCACGGGGAGAACAUGGCAAGGUACAAAGGAGACCUGAGCCCCAGGGGCUACGGACCAUCCAGCCCAACUCACAAGCUACCUGCCAGCUACGCUGGGGACAAAUGGGGAAGCGAAAUGCUAUCGCGCAGCUCUCCCCAGGACGCCAAAGAACAACUUAUUCAUCAAAUGGACGAGCUGAACGACGAGUUGAUAAAGAAGAUCACAAACAAUAAAAUUCAGCCCCCCCAGAGGAAUUUCAAAGUGGAAAAGCCUCAGCAGGUUUUUGUGCCCCUCACCUUCGAAUCCAGCACUGAAGAAGUCAAAGCCUGGCUGGAGGCAAAGUCGUUCAGCAAAGAGACAGUGGAACACCUUGGCAUCCUUACUGGAGCUCAGCUCUUCUCCCUCAACAGAGAGGAGCUGAAGAAAGUGUGUGGUGAUGAGGGAAACAGAGUAUACAGUAAAAUCACAGUGGAGAAAAACCAACUGGAGAAAAACAGAGGGGAGUCAGAGCUCCAAGAAAUCAUGAAGCGUCGCCAGGAAAGGAUUGAUUCCGCUAAUUAAAAUGUAUCUGCUUUAUUUCAGCUAUUAGUCAUAGUAGUGCAGAAAAAAGGAAUGAAAGCAAUGAUCCCCAGUCCAGGCAAGAGACAGCAGUGCUCCACACCUACCAGUGUAAUGCCAUCAAAGUCACAAUUUCUCGAACACUGUUGAUAAGGGUAGACAGUAAGACCAUGUCCCAUUGGGAAAGGUGUUUUAAUAUUGCAUGAAGUAUUUUUUUUUUUAUAACUAUGUAUUUUAUACUGAAAUUUUAUGUGCAUGUGAUCAG
This is a messenger RNA of Opisthocomus hoazin, 2695 nucleotides long. The record is from RefSeq and is a predicted model, not a curated record. NCBI's taxonomy places the organism in Eukaryota, Metazoa, Chordata, Aves, Opisthocomiformes, Opisthocomidae.